AUGGCUUGUGGUCAGUCAACAUGGAUAGAGCGCGAACUUUCUGAUUCGGGGAACCGCAGUUCGAACCCGAUCGCUGCAUUUUGGCUUACCCUGUCCAAGCUUGAGCAACCAGGCAGUAUUCAAGCCAUCGUGCUCCCUUCGGGUGGCCUGACAGCUAGACACCGAAAGGGUGUUACAAUUGAACGAUUCCUAGCUACACAAAGGCCGGAACGGAGUGUAGAUAAGACUAAUUUAUGCCGAAAAACCGAGAAGCAUCAUACAGCUAUUUCACCUCUGUUUUGA
Opisthorchis viverrini is the source of this 282-nucleotide messenger RNA. RefSeq lists its product as hypothetical. NCBI's taxonomy places the organism in Eukaryota, Metazoa, Platyhelminthes, Trematoda, Opisthorchiida, Opisthorchiidae. The record is from RefSeq and is a predicted model, not a curated record. Bases 1 to 282 code for a protein of 93 amino acids. The transcript has 2 exons.